UAAAGGGAGAAUUGUAGCACAACAGCAUUGGCAUGCUAAGUAAGAAACAGCUGGUGGCUGAGGCGCCAUCGAGAGGGGAAUUAUAGUGAAAGCUCAAUGACUUUUUUUUUUUUACUGUGUUCAGUAUUCCAGUGAUGCUGCAGUGGCGUAAAAAAAUAAAUGUACCUUUAAAAAGGCUGAGCCAAGUGACUGCUGCCGAAGACAAAAGGAGCUGAAUGUACUUUUGCUGAUGAAGAUGAGGGUGCAGCCUGCUGUUUUGUUUUGCUAUGUUACCAGGAUCCACAAGUGAAUUAACCCAUUUACAAAAAUCUUAGCCAUUUUUGUACUAUGGUAUAGGAUUUCAGCUUUACUUGUGGAGAAAACGAAUAUGUAUCUGACUUUCAGUUCUCCGGUUUUUAGCUGUGCUGAUGGAAAUAACACUGCUGACCAAUAACAGUGAAUCUAGUGCUGUGCUAAUGGGCUUUUAUUAUGAAGACUUGCUAACAUCAAUAUGCUAACAUGUGGAAGGUUGUAGUUAGAUUGGUUUUCACAUGAAUUUUUCUAAGAAAGCUAGAGUUACAAGGUGCUUAAACAAACUUCAAAAUUAUGGCUGAAAAAGAGAGGUGAACAGGUUUUAGAUGUACUUGAAAAUAUGAUUGUCGAUGGGUUUAUCCACAUCUCCUGGAAGAUCUGGAGUUUUUGGUCAAUUUUAUUCACACCACUUGGAAGAUUUUGGUUUUUUUGCUCAAUCUUGCAUUUUACAUGUGCUGCCCAAGAUCCCUUCAGUGUCGGAUGGAGAUAAGGAAGGCAAGGGAGCCCAGUAAUAAACGGGUCAGGCCUCUUUCUAGAGUGACAUCACUAGCAAGUUUAAUUCCUCCUGUCCGAGCAACUCCUUUGAAGCGAUUUGGCCAGUCUCUUCAGCGCUCCAUCAGUUUUCGCAGUGACAGUCGGCCUGAUCUUCUUGCUUCACGUCCUUGGACUAGAAAUGUACCUCCUGCUAUCACCAAGCGACGAGACAGUAAACUCUGGAGUGAGACCUUUGAUGUCUGUGUCAAUCAGGUGCUCACAUCCAAAGAAAUCAAGCGUCAAGAGGCUAUUUUUGAACUUUCACAAGGAGAAGAAGAUUUGAUAGAAGACUUGAAAUUAGCAAAGAAGGCUUACCAUGACCCGAUGCUUAAGCUCUCCAUAUUGUCAGAACAAGAACUGAACCAAAUUUUUGGAACACUGGACUCUUUAAUUCCUCUGCAUGAAGACCUUCUCAGGAGACUGAAAGAAAUUAGGAAGCCUGAUGGAUCUACGGAUUCAGUUGGUCAUAUCCUUGUGAGCUGGCUGCCUUGCCUGAAUUCCUACGACAGCUACUGCAGUAACCAGGUAGCUGCCAAAGCAUUACUGGACCAUAAGAAACAGGAUCAUCGAGUACAAGAUUUCCUGCAGCGUUGCCUAGAGUCACCUUUCAGUCGCAAACUGGACCUCUGGAACUUCCUUGACAUCCCAAGAAGCCGUCUGGUGAAAUACCCAUUGCUACUCAGAGAGAUCCUGCGACACACACCAAAUGAUCAUCCAGACCAACAGCACCUUGAAGAAGCUAUUAAUAUUGUCCAAGGCAUAGUGGCAGAAAUCAACAAGAAGACAGGUGAAUCUGAAUGUCAGUAUUAUAAAGAGAGGCUAAUAUAUCUGGAUGAAGGCCAGAAGGACUCCCUCAUAGAUGAGUCACGUGUUGUGUGUUGUCAUGGUGAACUAAAGAACAACAGGGGAGCGAAAUUGCAUGUCUUUCUCUUCCAAGAAGUGCUAGUGAUUACUCGGACAGUUACACAAAAUGAACAGCUCUGUUACCAGUUGUAUCGCCAACCCAUCCCUGUGAAGGAUCUUGUGCUGGAGGAUUUGCAAGAUGGAGAGGUGCGAUUAGGCGGAUCCAUACGUGGUGCAUUUAGCAACAAUGAGAGAAUUAAGAACUUUUUCAGAGUCAGUUUCAAAAAUGGAUCUCAGAGCCAGUCCCAUUCAUUGCAAGCAAACGACACUUUCAACAAACAGCAGUGGCUCAACUGUAUCCGCCAAGCCAAAGAAUCUGUCUUGUGUGCAUCAGGUGAAGGUGGAGGACUUGACUCUGAGGGACCUUUACUAACAUCCUCAAGUAGGAACAGAAUAUCACGUCAAGAGUCAAAACUUGAGCAAAUGGACCAGUCAGACAGUGGGUCUGACUGCAGUAUGGACACCAGCGAAAUCAGCAUUGACUGUGACCACAUGGAACAAACAGACUCUUGGAAGAAUGACCAAGAAUUAGAAAGCAAUGUCUGACAAGAACUUCACAGAGAUCUUCUGUGUUUUACCUGUACAGUAUCUGCAUUCCAUAUAUGGAGUAAGAAGCACUUUUUAAAGUAUUUUUGUGACAAUAUCAACUCAGCCACUAUUAUAUUUGUACCUUUUGACCACAGUACUGUAACUGCCAGUGUGUAAUUUGGAAUGUAAGGCAACUAUAAUCCUGUGAUAUUCUAUAUAUGUCUCAAUGGCUGAGAGAGGUACUUGACCAACUAUUUCAAAUGUCCUGCUGGUAGAUAUAACCUCUAUGCUACUGUUUUAAUGCAUAUUACACCAUAGAUGUGUCUGCUCAUAAAGUGCCCAGUUUUGACCUCUCAUAAAAAAACUGAAUGCAAGAGAUCUAUAAUGUGUUUAAGAAGGUUAUCAAAGCCUGACACUAAACGUAAGUGUUGCAUUACUUGGUGACUUAACAUGCAUCAUCGAGUGACUACUUGCAAGUGUGAGUGAAACAUUACAGGUGGGAUUUCCUUAUCACCUCAGACAUGAUGCUUUUUAAUAGUUUGUUCAAAAGUGUUGAGAUAUCAAACAAUGUACAGGCAUGUGGGAACCAGACUUACAGAGUAAGCUUACAAAGAUAACAGUAUUGCUAUUAGGUCAACAACAAUCUUAAAAUACACAUAGAUCUUGCCUUUAUGAAGAAAUGCAUCUUUAUUGUGGCUGUUUGUGGUGUGCAUUCCCACAGUACACCGAUACAAACUAAACAAUCCUUUGAAAGGAGAUGGCUGGCAGUGCUGAAUCUCCUUGCAGACAAAUAGGUCAUAGUGCAUUUUCUAACCCAUUUGUCUUAAAACCUUAGAAGACUGCUCCAGAAAACAAGUGAAACUGAUAAGUCCCAAUUAAUGACUGACUUUGUUAGAACUGUUGUUUUUAUACGGCCACGCUGAGUCUGCGGCCAGGAAUUGUAUGUGAAAUGGUGCUCUCCAAUAUGAGAUAGUUUUGGGGUUGUUGCUUUUUUAAUUUGCAUUUGCAUUUGAGUAUUUUUAGCUGCACCUAUCAUCGUUCUGAGCUUGGGACAGCUUAUUCAUUGGGCGGGGGAGGGGGAUUAAACUCUCCCCUCCCCCUAGUUGUUCGAAUCAUAACAUCCACCUGCUGUCAUAAUAUGCCAUUUGUAGAUAGGGGCACUAUUUGAUGCCCUCCUCAAGAGCUAGGAUUCCAAACAAAGGCCAGGCAGAUAUUGCAGACAUGUUUAAGACAUUCAGGGAAAAAUUAGAGGUGUGACUCCAUACUAAACAAGCUAUCAAAAUUGUCACUUAUUCACAGUGUUCACAGAAGACCAUGAUAAUUGAGUGCGUUAAUUAUGAAGAUUUUAAUGGGGUUAAUUUAUUGUGAUUAAAAUAAGAAAUUUGAUUUGCAAACUGAAUGUAAAACUCUGGCUCAUAAUCAUUUUUCUAAGAAGAUGCCCAAAGGAAUUUUACAUGAUUGAGAUACGAUGUAUUGGCCUGCAUUCUCAUUUACUCUGGAAGACAACUGUCUGUGUAUCCACUAGUACUCCAAACUCUGACAGCACUGUUACAUCUCAAAAAACAUUAGCCCAUUCUCUAUCUCUUAGUGUGAAGAACAUCUCUGAUUGACUCUCCACCCUUGGUUGAGGAAAUGCUAAUAAAAUUGGUAGUUUUGGGCCAAAUUUUCAUUGAAAGUUUUUAAAACACUGAAAUAUUAUAUUUAAGCUACUUCCUGCUAAUAAUGCCAUGCCUUUAACUUGCAAUUCAAUGCACUGAAAGGUUUUCUCCUACUGUUACUACUUAUUUUCCAUGUGGUAUAGAUUCCGACCUCAGCGCAAGCAGUAAUAUUAAUAAAAGGUUGCCAAAAUGCAUAUUUCAAAUAUUUUACAUGUUUACUGAAAAAGUGGGGAAAUAAAAUCGUGUCAACUUUAA
Anolis sagrei ordinatus is the source of this 4169-nucleotide messenger RNA. It is a transcript of the gene ARHGEF3, whose product is annotated as Rho guanine nucleotide exchange factor 3. Gene Ontology annotation, biological process: intracellular signal transduction; positive regulation of Rho protein signal transduction. NCBI's taxonomy places the organism in Eukaryota, Metazoa, Chordata, Lepidosauria, Squamata, Anolidae. Gene Ontology annotation, molecular function: guanyl-nucleotide exchange factor activity. The record is from RefSeq and is a predicted model, not a curated record.